Molecule: messenger RNA, 306 nt
Organism: Zingiber officinale
Lineage: Eukaryota; Viridiplantae; Streptophyta; Magnoliopsida; Zingiberales; Zingiberaceae
Exons: 2
Coding region: 1-306 (101 amino acids)
Source: RefSeq, a predicted model, not a curated record
AUGCCAAAGGAGGGGACGGGUGUCACGCCUUUCCACUUGGUAUAUGGGGGUGAGGCAGUCAUUCCCGUCGAGGUCGGGAUAGAAUCUGACCAGCUGCAGCAGUACGACGUGGACAAUGCCGAGCGGAGACAACUUGAGCUUGACUUGGUGGAUGAGGCUCGCGUCAAGGUUGGCGACCUUGUAUGGAAGAAGGUAAAGCCGGUCAGCGACGUCGGCAAGCUGGAGGCUCCUUGGGCUGGACCGUUCAGGAUCGUGGAGAAGCUCCGCUCGGGAUCUUACUAUUUAGAAGAGGAAGACGGACGGUGA